Messenger RNA from Solanum dulcamara, 528 nucleotides. RefSeq lists its product as uncharacterized. The transcript has a single exon. NCBI's taxonomy places the organism in Eukaryota, Viridiplantae, Streptophyta, Magnoliopsida, Solanales, Solanaceae. The record is from RefSeq and is a predicted model, not a curated record. The coding region runs from base 118 to 489 and encodes 123 amino acids.
CAAAACUAAAUAGUCCUAAUUUACUACUUUUGCUCUUUUAGUUCUCUCCUUUUCCAAUAGGUUAUACAGAAAGGGAAGACUAGUGAGAUCAAUAAAGACAUUUAGUUCCAAAGAAAAAUGAAGAUUGCCUUCUUUUCUUGUCUCGCUAUUCUGUUGUGCACUCUAACAGUAAUAAGCAGAGCUUCUGAAAUUUCCCAUAUGACAAAGAAAAGAGAUCUCCAUGUCUCAAAACAUCUUGUUAGUGCACCAGAAAGAAACAGUGAGAGCGCUGUUGCAGACACAAGUGAUAACACCAAUAAGUUUGAGUUGCCAACCAAAAAUUUUACACCAGAUGUUGAGAAAAAUCAGAGAGGAAAGGGAUCAAAUGGGGGUGGAAGUAUUGCUCGUCAGCCACGUAAUUCAGCUGUAACACUUAAGCAGCCCUCCAUCUCCAUGUCAACUACUUAUGUCUUGCUUCUUACCCUAGUUUUGCCCUUUGUCAUUUCCUAAGAUGUUCUAAAAGAUAGCAAAAGUAUUUUCUUUCUCAUC